AUGGCGAAAGUGGGACCCGCGCUGGAAAUUCUGGAAUCAACCCUAAAAGUAGGUCCUAAUCAGUUCCCCGAGCUCAUGUCCCAAAAUGGGACACAAUUCGGGGCUCGGGAACAACACAAUAUCAACAUGCAACCAAAACCCGGAUUUUCUCAAGAACUAGAAAUGGGACAGCAGCUGAAUCAAUUUUCAGCAUAUUUCGGAAACUUAAAAACUCCGACGAGGCGCUCCGAACUCGUUUGGAACCCCGUGCACGCAAACGAGAUAUGCAAACAUACCAAAAUUGAUAUUCCGGACUCAAUGGCACAGUCAAAAUUUCCAUCAGAGUAUAUUGUUGAAGAUAUUGAUAUAAUUCCUCAAGUUUGUCGGUCAUGGCAAUUGGCUUGUUCUGACCAACUUCUCUGGAAAACGCUGGAUUUGUCAGUAAUGCAGUCAAAUUUUGUUAGAAUUACAGUACCACCGUAUGUAUAUGUCGACAGUCCAUCUCGUGAAAAAUUGACCCACCUCCUAAAGAUUUGUUUGAACCUUAGUCGUGGAAACAUACUGACAUUGAUCUUCCAUUUCAAUUUGUAUGUUGACAACAAUCAAUUGGCUUAUACUGCCAAGAGGUGUCCAGGGCUUAAACGCCUUGUUAUGCCUGCUUGGGAAAAACUAGAAAAGGCAACAAUAUGCAGUGCUUUUCGUAAAUGGAAAGAUCUUGAAUCACUGACGAUGCCUAGUUUAGAAGAACCUGCAUAUAUCAUCAAGAAAAUUGGAAGGAGUUGCAAAAAACUUUCUGAAUUGAAGAUUAUGGGUCCCUGUGGUAUGCUGUUGGCCUCUACACUGGUAUCAUUUCUUCCGAACUUGAAAGUGUUUAGUGUGAGGUGUACGGAGUUACCUAAACCUGCUUUGGUUAUUCUCUUAGAGGGAUUAAAACAGUUGAAAGUGCUCAACAUAUCGCAUUGCAUAAUUACUGAAAACCUUCCUCCACCUGCACCGAUGAAAAUUCUGACCGAGCUUGAUGAAUCCAUUCUCGAAAAAGCAUCUAGGUUAGACAAAUUCCUAACCUGCAUGAGUGACUCAUGCAUCAUGUGUCAGCGCACUCGGAAUGAUGAAGGGUUCAUGAAGUGGUAUAAGUAUGCAGACCUAAGUCUCUUGCAAUUUGUAAACUUUAAGAAUGUUUUGCUUCAUUAGUUGAAGGAGCAGUAUAAUGUGUAAACUUGUGUGUAUGAAACACAAUAAAACCUUGUAAUGCUAUUUCUGUGUUGUAAGUCUUCUCUUUGACAGGGCGGUUUUCA
This is a messenger RNA of Solanum tuberosum (potato), 1274 nucleotides long. RefSeq names its product F-box/LRR-repeat protein At3g48880-like. Bases 1 to 1170 code for a protein of 389 amino acids. The transcript is spliced from 4 exons. Lineage: Eukaryota; Viridiplantae; Streptophyta; Magnoliopsida; Solanales; Solanaceae. Gene Ontology annotation, molecular function: protein binding. The record is from RefSeq and is a predicted model, not a curated record.